Pimephales promelas (fathead minnow) is the source of this 1114-nucleotide messenger RNA. Its product is annotated as L-rhamnose-binding lectin CSL2. NCBI's taxonomy places the organism in Eukaryota, Metazoa, Chordata, Actinopteri, Cypriniformes, Leuciscidae. Gene Ontology annotation, molecular function: carbohydrate binding. The record is from RefSeq and is a predicted model, not a curated record.
AUAAAUACUGUGUGCACAUGUGUCUCCUUAAAAGAAUUCAAGAGUUUUCCUUUUGUUCAGACAUUCAAAUAGUCUAUACAUUCAACAUGCUGGUGCAAAAGCUAAGCUGGAUCACUUUGUUGCUGUUUCUAUAUCAACAAGGUGCGGAAGCAAAAAGAACACUGAUCUGUGGAGGAGGGUCUGCGUACCUCAGCUGUGAGUUGGGAUACAUAAAGGUCAUUAAUGCCAACUAUGGGCGAACUGAUCACACAACAUGCGCUAGCGGGAAACCAACUAAUCAGAUCUCAAAUACACACUGCUUCCAAGAAACAUCCCUCUAUACAAUGUCCAAACGGUGUGAUGGAAGAAGGACCUGUUCUGUUCUUGCAGAGAGCUCUGUUUUCUCUGAUCCUUGUUUUGGGACUUAUAAGUAUCUGGAUGUAACUUAUGACUGUAUCCCAGCAAAAAGAAGUAUAAUCUGCGAAGAAACCCAAAGCAUCAUUAUCUGUGACACUGGCACUAUUCAUGUUCAUCAUGCCAAUUAUGGACGUCGGGAUCUUAUAACCUGCCCUCAUAAAUUAGCAACCUCGCCACACUGUUACUCUCCUCAGACCAGCAGCCUGCGUUCCAGGUGCGAUGGGAGGACGUCUUGUCAUCUACAUGCUUCAAGUUAUGACUUCUCUGAUCAAUGUUGGGAUGUCUAUAAGUAUUUGGAAGUGACGUACACCUGUAAAUAAUAUUGUGAUUAUCCCGGGCUAUAUUAUAGAUGUUAAAUGCACGCUAAUGUAGUUUUUGGUCUAUUCAUUCAUUCCUCAGCAAGACCAAACAAAACAAUAUGUUGAAUUAUGGGUUAAUCUUAAAAUAAAUGAAUGAUUAUAAUGAAUGAGUGAUAACUAUUAUUGAUCAUGUGUCAACAAACAAGAAUAAUGGAAGCUAAGAUGUUUCCAAAAAGUGAAAAAAAAAAAAUGGCUUCAUGUUGUAAAUACAUAGUAUACUUUUUCAUGAUUUUUUCUUCUUUUAACUUUGUAUUGACUUUGUGGUAUUCUAAAUCUGUUUUAUUUUCAUCAUUUAUGUUAAACUGUAAGGCUGGAAGCUUACAGUGUUAUUUUGAACCAAUAAAUUGUAACAAAAGGCA